CAGAGCGCGAGACUCCUCGUACCAGCGCAAGCGACUCUCGCGCCACGUAGAGUCGUUUCUCGAGAGCCUUGACUGAGCACAUCUGACGAGAACCAGAAGAUCACACUGAGAAAGAACACUAAAUUGUCUGUUUUGCCCAACAAAAACACUUAGAGACAGAAUGUUCCGAGCUUGAAGAUGGAUAUGACCUCCUGCUCUGAGACAAAGGACCUCGGACCAUUCAGUUUAUGGAGUUUUAGUGGUAGUUUUGUCAGUUAUAAACUACAGGUGAUCCGGACGAGUCCAGAUUCCAGGAUCGUCUCUGAAAAUACACAACCCUCUCUGAGCCAUGCUGUCUCCCAUGUAUGCAGACAGCUCUGUCAUCAUGGAGAGAGUGCCCCCCUUGCGGAAGGGAGGGAGAGUGCAACCUCAAGGCCACAAACUGCGCUCUCAUCCUCCCACCAGCGGGAGCAGUGUUUGUGCCAACCCGACCUACUAUCAUACUGUGUAUGACAUGAGUGAUGCAGCAUGCCAUGACUACAGCAAAGCCAAUGGAGUGGAAACCGUAGUGAUAGAUGGGACACUUUACUCUUUGAUGCCCAGUGAAUCUCUGGUUCCUCCUAUCAGAAGGAGAGGAGGCCUAGUUGACCACCGUGAUGUCAUCAAAGCACACCAAUCCCAUAAAUUGCAGAGCACUCCACAGGCCCGGCGAAAACAAUGGGAAAUGGCUCGGUUCGGAGACGAAGUGCCGGGCAGGUAUGGCGGUGGGGGCUCCGGUCAGGGGGGACCCGGCCGCGGCGGCAGCAGGCAGGGCGGCCCGCCAGGGGCCCAAAGGAUGUAUAAGCAAUCGAUGGCCCAGAGAGCCCGGACCAUGGCCCUCUAUAACCCGAUCCCGGUCCGACAGAACUGCCUGACGGUCAACCGCUCUCUGUUUCUCUUCAGUGAAGACAACGUAGUGAGAAAAUAUGCCAAAAAGAUCACCGAAUGGCCUCCAUUUGAGUGGAUGAUUCUGACCACCAUCAUUGCCAACUGCAUCGUACUGGCUCUUGAACAACACUUACCAGAUGGAGACAAAACUCCACUGUCAGAACGACUGGAAGAUACAGAGCCCUAUUUCAUUGCAAUUUUCUGCUUCGAGUCGGGCAUUAAGAUUCUUGCACUGGGAUUUGCCUUUCACAAGGGAUCCUACCUGAGAAACGGCUGGAACGUGAUGGACUUUGUAGUGGUGCUCACUGGUAUCCUGUCGUCCGUGGGGUCAGAAUUAGACCUGAGGACAUUGCGAGCAGUCAGAGUGUUGCGGCCGCUAAAACUGGUGUCAGGAAUUCCAAGCCUGCAGGUGGUGCUGAAGUCUAUUAUGAAGGCUAUGAUUCCACUACUGCAAAUCGGUGUGCUCUUAUUUGUGGCCAUCCUUAUGUUCGCCAUCAUUGGCCUGGAGUUCUACAUGGGCAAAUUCCACCGCACCUGCUUCGACAUUAUCACAGGUGAGAUGGUUGAUGAACAGCCCUGUGGUGCGGAAUUUCCCGCUCGAGAGUGUCAGAAUGGGUCGGUGUGUGAUGAAUACUGGCUCGGGCCAAACUAUGGCAUCACACAGUUCGACAACGUCCUUUUUGCCGUGCUCACUGUUUUCCAGUGCAUCACCAUGGAGGGUUGGACUGACAUGCUUUAUUACAGCAAUGAUGCCUUAGGGAGUGCCUGGAACUGGAUGUACUAUGUUCCUCUCAUCAUCAUCGGAUCCUUCUUCAUGCUUAAUCUGGUGUUGGGUGUCCUCUCAGGAGAGUUUGCCAAAGAAAGAGAGCGUGUGGAGAACAGGAGUGAGUUCCUCAAGCUCAAACGUCAGCAGCAGAUUGAGAGAGAGCUCAAUGGAUAUCUGGAGUGGAUCUGUAAAGCAGAAGAAGUCAUACUCGCAGAGGACGACGAUGGCACCGGAUCUCGUCGCAGACCCACCAUAAAGAAAAACAAAGCGGACCUGUUAAAUCCAGAAGAAGGAGAGGACCACAUGGGAGACGCAGUUGGCUCACCUUUUGCUCGUGGGAGCAUAAAGAGCGGAAAGGGAGAUGGGACCGCAUUUAGCAAGAAAGAGCGACGUCUUCGCUUCUUCAUUCGAAAGAUUGUAAAGACUCAGGCGUUCUACUGGACUGUCCUCAGCCUGGUGGGACUCAACACACUGUGCGUGGCUGUGGUACACUACGAUCAGCCCGAACUACUGUCGGACUUCCUCUAUUAUGCUGAGUUCAUUUUCCUAGGCCUCUUUAUGUCAGAGAUGCUGAUUAAGAUGUACGGACUGGGGACGCGCCCUUAUUUCCACUCCUCUUUCAACUGUUUCGACUGUGCCGUCAUCGUUGGCAGCAUAUUUGAGGUGGUCUGGGCCAUGGUCAAGCCAGGGACGUCCUUUGGAAUCAGUGUGUUACGAGCUCUCCGACUGCUUAGGAUCUUCAAAGUCACCAAAUACUGGGCAUCUUUGCGUAAUCUAGUAGUGUCACUUCUGAGCUCCAUGAAGUCCAUUAUCAGUUUACUUUUCCUUCUCUUCCUCUUCAUCGUGGUCUUUGCUCUUCUCGGGAUGCAGCUGUUCGGUGGACAGUUUAACUUUGAGCAAGGCACUCCUCCCACAAACUUUGAUACUUUCCCUGCUGCCAUUAUGACAGUGUUUCAGAUUCUAACUGGAGAGGAUUGGAACGUAGUGAUGUAUGAUGGCAUUAAGUCUCAGGGAGGGGUGGACAAAGGAAUGAUCUUCUCCGUAUUCUUCAUUGUCCUUACACUCUUUGGCAACUACACACUACUGAAUGUAUUCUUGGCUAUCGCUGUGGACAACUUGGCCAACGCUCAGGAACUAACUAAGGAUGAACAGGAAGAAGAGGAGGCCACAUCACAAAAGAUUGCUCUCCAGAAAGCGAAAGAAGUGGCGGAAGUGAGCCCAAUGUCUGCUGCCAACCUUUCUAUUGCUGCUAAAGAGCAACAGAAGAACUCAAAAGGUUCCAAGUCAGUGUGGGAGCAGCGCACAAGUGAGAUCCGCAGACAGAACCUGAUGACCAGCAGAGAGGCGCUUUACAAUGAACUUGAUGCAGAAGAUCACUGGAAGAUGAACUACCACAACCGUCCUGACAUGAAGACCCACUUGGACCGCCCACUUGUAGUUAAUCCUCAGGAGAACCGCAACAACAAUACCAACAAACCCCGACCGGGUGAACCAAACCCCCAGGAGCUAAACCAGCAGCGGGGUGAAGAAUACCUGCAGCACCAGUCCCGAUACCACCACCAUCACAGUCAUCAUCAUCAUCAUCACCAUCACCACCACUCCAGCCGUCAGUCCCUACACCACCCAGAGCUGGGGGAGGCAGGCUGUGAUUGUGCCCAGAGAGGAGGCGAGGACAUGGAGGGCGCAGGGGAGCACAGGCGACCCCGACACCACCAGCACAGAAGAAGGGAUGAAGAUGGAGGGAGAAGACACAGAGAACACCAUAGCAGAGGAGAGACAGGAGGAGAAGGGGAGGAGGGCCAAGAGAAGAGGCAGAGGAGGCAUCGCCAUGGAAACCAUGGGGAUGGAGAUGGAAGGAGGGAUAGGGAACGGAGUCGACAGCAUAGAGCUAGAAAAGAGGGUAGCUUAUCAAUGGCUCGUCCAAUUCAGCCAGGUCUUCCUCAUGCAGAAAGCCAGUACAGCGAGGAUCUGGACAACCUGCGCAAUAGCAGCAAGAUGGCCAUCCACGACCCUGACCCUGACUUUUAUGACCCCUACUGUGACCCAGAGCAGGCCAAUAACCUGCUGAACCUGCGUGGACCAGAUUUCCAUGACAGCAGUCUUAUACUGACAGACUGCACCAAAACCCCCAGUAAACAUGACCACACUGCCAUAGAUAUGCCUCCGAUUUACCCCUCAUUCAACGCCAAGUUACAAGUGAACAAGAAUGCCAACACAGAGCCAGCUAAAGAAGGAGAGAAGAAAGAAGAGGAGGAAGACGAUGGUGGCGAUGAAGAUGGCCCCAAACCCAUUCCCCCAUUCAGUUCCUGUUUCAUCCUAUCCACGACCAACCCGUUCCGAAGAUGUUGUCAUUACAUCCUGACGCUACGUUAUUUCGAGAUGUGUAUUCUGUCAGUCAUCGCUAUGAGCAGCAUUGCUUUAGCUGCGGAAGAUCCGGUGUGGCCGGAAUCACCUCGAAACAACGUAUUGCGUUACUUUGACUACGUCUUCACUGGUGUCUUCACCUUUGAGAUGCUCAUCAAGAUGGUGGUGUUAGGCUUGGUUUUGCAUGAGGGCUCAUAUUUUCGUGACCUAUGGAACUUUCUGGACUUUGUAGUGGUUAGUGGUGCCCUGGUAGCCUUUGCCUUCACGGGGAGCAGUAAGGGGAAAGACAUCAGUGUCAUCAAGUCUCUGAGGGUUCUAAGGGUGCUACGUCCUCUGAAGACCAUCAAACGUCUUCCCAAACUAAAAGCGGUGUUUGACUGUGUAGUGAACUCUCUGAAGAACGUGUUGAACAUCCUCAUUGUCUACAUGCUGUUCAUGUUCAUCUUUGCUGUGGUGGCCGUGCAGCUCUUUAAGGGACGAUUCUUCUACUGCACCGAUGAGUCCAAAGAGUUUGCCCGUGACUGCAGGGGCGAGUAUUUGGUGUACGAGCGCGAUAACGAGGUCAAAUCGCAGAAGCGGGAGUGGAAGAAGUACGAUUUCCACUACGACAACGUGCUUUGGGCCCUGCUUACUCUCUUUACUGUGUCCACCGGAGAGGGAUGGCCGCAGGUGUUGAAGCACUCUGUGGACUCUACCUAUGAGGACCAGGGCCCGAGCCCGGGGUACCGGAUGGAAAUGUCCAUCUUUUACGUGGUGUACUUCGUUGUCUUCCCCUUCUUCUUCGUAAACAUCUUUGUAGCUCUCAUCAUCAUCACUUUCCAGGAGCAAGGAGACAAGAAAAAUGAUGAAUAAAUACACCAAAAAAAAGAACGAGCCUGUAUUGAUUUUGCUAUAAAUGCCAAACCUCUAACGCGCCACAUGCCUCAGAACAAGCAAAGCUUUCAAUACCGAAUGUGGCAGUUUGUGGUGUCACCUCCAUUUGAGUACAGUAUCAUGGCUCUCAUUGCGCUCAACACCAUCGUCCUUAUGAUGAAGUACCAUGGGGCCCCUCUGACGUAUGAUGCAGUUCUGAAGAACCUGAAUAUAGUGUUCACCACACUGUUCUUCAUGGAGUGUGUUCUGAAAAUCAUUGCAUUUGGUGUCCGAAAUUACUUCCGAGACGCUUGGAAUAUUUUUGAUUUUGUUUCCGUUAUCGGCAGCAUCACUGAUAUUUUAGUGACAGAGCUUUGGGAUAACUUCAUAAACCUGAGUUUUCUGAGACUCUUCCGAGCAGCACGUCUGAUUAAGCUCUUGAGGCAGGGCGAGACCAUUCGCAUUCUACUUUGGACCUUUGUUCAAUCUUUUAAGGCUCUGCCGUAUGUGUGCCUGCUCAUUGCAAUUCUGUUCUUCAUCUAUGCCAUCAUUGGCAUGCAGUUGUUUGGGAACUUGGCGCUGGAGGAAGAUAGUGCGAUCAAUGAACACAAUAACUUCAGAACCUUCAUUAUGGCCCUGAUGCUACUCUUCAGGAGUGCCACAGGUGAGGCAUGGCAUGAGAUCAUGCUGGCGUGUCUCGGAGGAAUGGAGUGUGAUGAUAACUCUGGGAACGAGGGGCCAGAGUGCGGCAGCAACUUUGCUUAUGCCUACUUUGUCUCUUUCAUCUUCCUCUGUUCUUUCCUGAUGCUGAAUCUCUUUGUCGCUGUCAUCAUGGAUAACUUUGAGUACCUGACCAGGGAUUCCUCCAUUCUGGGUCCACAUCAUUUGGAUGAGUAUGUCAGGAUUUGGGCAGAGUACGACCCAGCAGCCUGCGGGCGCAUUCAUUAUAAGGAUAUGUACAGUUUAUUGCGGGUUAUCGACCCCCCACUGGGCUUAGGCAAGAAAUGUCCUCAUAGGGUGGCCUGCAAGAGACUGCUACGCAUGGACCUACCUGUUGCAGAUGACAACACAGUGCAUUUCAACUCCACCCUGAUGGCUUUGAUACGAACAGCUCUGGACAUCAAAAUCGCUAAGGGAGGCGCAGACAAACACCAGAUGGACGCGGAGCUCCGUAAGGAAAUGAUGGCGAUUUGGCCAAAUCUCUCCCAGAAGAACCUGGAUCUGCUGGUAACACCACACAAGUCGACAGACCUGACAGUGGGCAAAAUCUACGCCGCCAUGAUGAUCAUGGAGUACUACCGGCAGAGCAAGGCCAAAAAGCUGCAGGCGCUUCGUGAGGAGCAGAACCGAACGCCAUUAAUGUUUCAGCGCUUGGAGCCAUCCCCGAACCAGGAAGGGGGACAGGGGGUGAACGGUCUCCCCGAGCUGCCGCAGGAACCUGUCAACAGCCUGCCUCUGGAGGGUGGAAUGAUCGAGAGCCAGUCAUGGGUGACGUCACGAGCCCAGGAAAUGUUCCAGAAGUCUGUUCCGGAAAACUGGAACCCUGACAGACCAUAUCCUGAAGACCAUCCCAACAGCCGCCACAAUCCACAGACGGUAGAAAUGAGAGAGAUUGGGCCUGUUGGGGACGGUUACUCGGACACUGAGCCCUAUCACCCAAUGGAAGGGCAUGGGCGGACCAUCUCCAUGCCACACCUCUCAGCAGACAACCAACGACGGAGACACAGGCCGCGAGGAAGUAACCUCAGUACCAUCACAGACACAAGUCCGAUGCGCCGUUCUACGUCCUCAUUGGUCCACGGACGUUCAGGUCGAAGCGUGCGAUUGGACGAUUACUCUUUGGAACGGGUGGUGUCAGAAGAGGGACACCGACACGUUCCGCGAAGAGAGAACGAGAUCGAGACCGGGAGAGACCGCAGUCACCGCACCUCAGAAAGAUCCCUCGCUCGCUAUACAGACGCUGACACAGGUCUGGGCACGGAUCUUAGCACCACUACACAGUCAGGUGACCUCCCACCUAAAGAGAGAGAACGAGAACGGGGUCGUGCAAAAGAUCGUCGCCACCACCAUCAUCAUCAUCACCACCACAGCUCGGUGGAUAAGGAGCGGUGCUGUCAUGAGCGUGACUACCACCGCCAUCCACAAGACAGAUCUGAUCGCCACUGGUCCCGCUCACCAAGUGAGGGGAGAGGGCAUAGACAGGGCAGUAGUUCUGUGAGUGGAAGCCCCGUUCCCUCGACGUCGGGGACCAGCACCCCCCGGCGUGGCCGUCGGCAGUUGCCCCAGACACCGUCUACACCGCGUCCUCAUGUCACCUACUCCCCUGCUGUCCGCAAGCCUCCAUACGGCUCCCCGGGCCAGGGUAGACUCUGUUCACCUUCCCCGCGACACUUCUCUCCGUCAGGUCACGAACCGCCCUACCAUCCUCCACCCUCCCGCCACGCCUCGCCCCAUCACGGCUCACCCCGGCAUGCCUCCCCACGCUCCCCCAGGCAGGCAUCACCCAGAUCCCCACGUCACAGUCGCUGGUGUCCGCCGCCUGACGGCCUGGAAGGUGACGGACUUUUCUACGAUCGGGACUAUGAGUAUGAGCGGCACCAUGAGCCACCUGCCUAUGAGCAGAGUCUAUCACAGGGCAACCCCCACCCUCAUUCACACCCAAGGACUGCUCUUCACGGGCCUCCCUCGCACCCACGCCGUAUGCCUAAUGGCUACCGUUCCUCCUCGCCCUCCCCGCACCGGCGCGGCCCCCACCCAGGCCCACACCGGCCACCCCAUGGCCGUGGGCCCCGGAAGGGGUUGCACGAACAAUAUAGCGAGACGGACGAGGAUGAUUGGUGUUAGUGUGCAUGGUGACCAGGAGGGGGCGCCACUGGACUUAAACCAAGAUGUUUAUGCACAGCAGCAGGGAGAGAGGGGGGCAGAAGGGGAAACGCAAACAGAGCGAAUGGGCCAUUGUGAGACUCUGAACAUUGGAGCAGCACAUACAGCUCCCCUACUCCCUCUCUCUCUAAUGCUUUCUCCUGCUCUCUGGACUACAUUUCCCAUGCUGCUCAGCACGCAAGGGAAUGGGAGCAUAUGAGCAACAAAUGGAGUGGUUGCGUUUAGAUGGACUGAACUUUAAAGAUCAGAGAGAUUGUGUUUAAAUGCUCCAAUCCCGACUGAGCAAGACAGAUUGCUUCUUGCCUGAUGGAAAAAAUGAGGAGCAACAUCCUGUCAAUCAAAAAAAAAGGAAUUUUGAAAAUGAAGCCAGAACCCAUUUUCCCCCUCACAUCUAUGCCUCUUAAAAAGACCCAAAAAGUAAAAAGGGAUAGGAAAAAAUAGACAUUGUUGAAGAAAAAGUAAGUGCUCUUGUGAACGAGAGCUCUACCUACUGCAAAACCAGCCCCAUGUGCUGGCCAAUAUUGAUGAGUUUUAUCAUCUGCGUUUACUGUUACCAACUCAAGAUGCUGAGUAACCUCAUCACCUGGGGGAGGGGUUUACCAUCAAAGAGGCGUGGCAUAUGAAAGGACUCAGUGCAGGCAUGAGGUGGCGGGUGGGCGUGGCACACUGAAACCCCACCCACAAACUGCCACUCAGUCCUGACAAGGAUAAGACAGCCAGAAAAGAAUGAAAUGGCAGAUGAGGGAGGGACCGAAAGACUAUUUCCUCUUCAGAAUGUCUUCAAUUGAUUAUUUCUUCUUUUUGAACAUUUGGAGCUUGGUUAUUCUGUUGCAUUUGCUCAGCUUUCUUUGAUAUUUUUGGACUAAAAUCUGAUGGAAACUUGCAUGAUUGAUUUAAAAAAUAUAUAAAUAUAUAUAAAUACAUAUAACAGAGAAAAUUUACUGUGGGAAGGGGGGGUGAUAGCUCUUUUUUUUCUGUUCAGUUGGAAGUUCUUUCUCUCGUUUUCUCCCUGUUGCUCUUGCCAUGUCUACAGAUCUUUAUGUGCAGAUGGAGUUUAUAGAAGGUGUUUUCUAUGUUAUAUCCAUCUGAGGAUCCCAGAUGAUGUUCUGCACUGUUUAUUAUUACUUUGGAUUGCACUAAAAACGAGCCUGAAUGGUGAAACCUCCCUCAUUACGGCUCUGUCGGCCAAGGCUGCAAACAGAGAGAGAAACGGGGUGAGAGACGUUCUCCUUUCUGAAGGCUUCAUUUGCUAUUGUCAAUAACAAUAGUUUUGUAAUGGAAACUAUCUUAAUGCAAUUGAUGACGAUGGUGGUGAUGCUGAUGAAGAUAGAGGUGGUCAUGUGACUUUGUUGUCUUGUCUUCGAAAGUUUUGUCUGUUGUGGCCAUCUUGUUUCGAACUCUUUGUGUUUAUUUUUGUUCUGUUCACCACAGACUGAAGUCUAUAAGGAUGCGCUCCUGGUAGCAUCCUGACGUUUACGUACUUGUGACCUCAGCUGAGUAGAAUAUUCCUAUCUGUAGUGAAUAGAUUGGGUCAGAGCUCAUGAAUGUUUCAAAAGAGAGAGUUGGAGCAUUCAGGAUACCCUCGGGCAGUUUUUGUGUCAGAGUUUUUCAGACAAAUUCAGGGUCCAUUCCAUAUUUAUUUCUCGACAGAAAAAGAUGGUCACACAACAGUGUGGUCUGAAGAAACCGUUUGAUUGAGGGUCAGUUUUAAACCCCUUGAAUUAUUUCACAGCUAAUGUAAAGUUUUUGGGCGAUGAAUGUUGUUGUUUACUCUUUGUCCAUGUUGUGGUGCUGUUGCACAGCUUAAGCAAGGCUAGACUAUGGAAAAACUAUCCCUUAUGAAAAUACGGUUGCAAGAGGGCGCUUGCAGAACUUUCGGUUUUGCAGAACUGUCCCCCCAAAAGGUGAUGUAGCAGGUCUGUCGAAGCUUGCCUUUGACUUUUUUUCCGACAGGAGUUUUUUGCGAAUUUUGACCUGGGUAGUCUUUGAUCAAGUAACUGGAAAAGAUUCUUCCACCCUGCCUUCCUGUUCCCUGCCAUGGACAGUUUGUAAUGUCUUUGGCUGCCUGCUCAAUCUGAGACCCUUCCCCCUUCUGCUCAGGAUACAACAAUACAGUCAAACAUAUAUCUCACAGGGGUGUAGAGUUGCGGCCUAUUCAGCCUCUCCUACUGUCACUGAACCCGUCCAGCUGACCCCCACCCAUCGGACUAUCUCAAAACAUCAGAAAAGACCAAAUGUUUAUGAAAUAUCCCAUUACUCUCCAAAGGAGAAUUUUAUUGUGCAAAAGUUACUCUUUUAUAGCUCAGGAGACUUGUGGAGCUCAGCAUGAACUCAAGUAUAAACUUUGUUUCAUGUGUUUCUCCUAAAUCCUUAGAAAAAAUCAAAAUAGACACAGAUGAGACAUUUGAUAAGAUGUGGUAUAAAUAUAUAGCUAUAAAAUUAACGUGGGUAGCGUAUCAUCUUUGAAAUCUUUGGCUUUUGAUUGCAGACGUCAGGUUAGCAAAUCACUGAGCCUAAUUGAACCUCUAGACGAGACAUGUGUGAGAUCUUUAUCUCAGGAGAAAAACUCCAAAAGUCUCCGUUUUAUCUCUAGGAGAUGUUAAAGGGAUCUGCUUUUUUGUCUAAUUUCUCCUCAAGCAGUCAUUAUAUGAAACCACAAGGAUUCGUCAGGUUUUCACUCUAAGCAGAUAAGAAUAUCUCAGAAUAACUCACUGCAUUCAACCUAUUGUGAAGUCAGUUGGGCGGUUCUGUAUUUUCUCCUUUUCUUACCUUACCUUCAUUCUGUCCCAGAGUCAUAUGAAAUCCACACUACUUGUUUUCUUGAAAACGGUUUGAAUAGUAUAAUUUCAUUUGAUUCCUUUUCCUUGCCAACCCAUAUCCAAGACUUUUAGGGAGGAAACCACUGUUUUCUGGGUGUUUGUUGAUGUUCAGCCCACAUUUACCUACAGCUGGCCCCCAGUUAGCCCCGGUUUGAUGCCCAUGGGUCUAGAUGAACCUGCAGAGCCACAGUGCCUUCUGUUCUAGUGUCGCACACUAACCCUUCCCCUGCCUCUCUUCCCUCUCCCCUCUAUCUCUCUCUUAAUGUGAUGGACUCACACUACGCCUUAACAAGUCCCCAUGUCUGCGCAGUCUGCUGGGCUUUUUAAAGACAGGGAGGCACGGUUAUAUGAUGGGGGAAGAUCCCAGUUACUCUGAGAGUAAUGACGGGAAAUGACAACCAAGUUCUGUCAGGGUGUCCAUCUCGGCUCUCUGUCUCUCUUAGCAAUGCUUCCUCAAGUGGAUGGCAGCCAUUUUUUUUAUUUGUCUCACCCUGCUCGUUCAGAGAGUUGCAUCGAACACCAGAGGGAUUGUUCUACUUCUCAGGUCUUUAGCAAAAGGACAGGAAGGCUUAUUUUUGUCAGGCAUGAAGGUUUGUUAGACCUUUUGCAUGGUUAAUAUAAUUCUCAUUUAGAAGUUCUCUUGGUCUUGUAUUCUUUUGCCGAAAACAAAUUUGCUCCAUUUUAGCUUAAAAUGUGGACAGAUAGAAUAUUAAUACGGUUUGAUUUGUAUUAAUAAAAAAAAGAGAUAGCAGAAGGUUGUGGUUUUUAAAGGAACAGUUCACCCAGAAAAAGGAAAAUCCUGUCAUCAUUUACUCACAUCUCAUUCUAAACUAUAAUGAUAUUCUUUCUUCUGUAGAAUAGAAAAGGAGAGAUGUUAAAGAAUUAUUCUAGUUGCUCUUUUCAGUGCAGUUAAAAUGAAUAAGGAUUGAGGCUUUUAAGCUUUGAAAAGGACACAAAAGCACCAUAUAAAAGUCAUGCUUUUGAAUAAAGAUUAAAAGGACACCUGAAUUUAAAAAAAAUGAUGUGCAUGGAUAAAUCAUUUAUAAUAAACAUUGCACUAUUCCAAAGUUUUAUUACAGAAUAAAUCAGGUCAUCUUGGUUAAGAUAAAUGAAUAAAUGAGGGUGAAUAAAUGAAUAAAUCAAGAAUUUCCAGUGUUGGGUGCGCUGUCCCUUUAAGAGUUUACGAAUAUAAUUAAGAUGUCAUUCUUUGGCUCUGCUUGUUCAUCAGUUUAGUUCUGACCCUCUUUUGCUCUCAGUGUCAAUGCCUUUAUUGCUUUCUGUUUUUGACUCGCAUCUUCAUUUUCUGUCCUAAAAGAAAGUCAUUUUCAGUUUGCAUCAUCGUAGAUCCACAACACACUUGCAUUUGAGCAUGUGUUGUUUGUUUCGUAUCGUCGUAGUGGAACAAAGCUGUAUUUUCUUUCUGUUUCAUAUGAAAUAAGGGCUUUCCUUCAAUGGUUGAGUGCUGCCAAAACAAGUCACCCUCUAUGUAGCUACACCACUUCCUGUGGUCUCCCUUUGUACAGAACAGAAUUACAUGUGUGUGCAUGCUAAUGUGUGGGGGAACUGGAGAAAAGGGAAGGGGGUGAUUGGUAAUGUAGUUUUUUUCCCUGUAUGUAUGAGAGCGAGAACUUGAGGCACAGCUGUGGCCAGCACAAGCAAUGUGCAUGCCAAAAAAAAAAAAAUCUUGUCAAAGGGAUUCAAAUGAUAUUGUGCAUCUAUGGUAAUUUAGUGCUGGGUUUGCCAAUCCAUUUCUGCUCAGCAUUUACCAUGGCAUACUCCAUUAUCAUCCUCAUCUGAUCCAAAUCCAAGAUCGGAUAUGAAUCCAUCGCCACUUUUUCCAGAAGAUUGGAGGGUUGGGUUCAUCCAUGUGACAGUGGGACGGUCGUCUGUGAGUGUGUUAGUGUGUGUGUUCGUGUGACUGCAAGCUGAUUUGAAGGCAAGUCGUUUUAUAGUGCCUUAAAUGAACAGUUUCCCAUCACCGUUACACAACCGUAGAUACGAAGCCAUGGCGAAAGCGAAGAGGGUCCUCUUGUUUGUACCUCGACUGUCUGUCCAUGUCUAUCUAAGUUGUUUUGUUGGGCCUAUCAAUCUUUCUCUUCUGUAACUCUUGUAUAUCUCAUUCAUAAACUUCCUGCAACACUCUGUGUUUUCAUCCUCUUUCUUCAGCAUUGCCAUAAUCCUUUCCAUUUCAUUUCCUCCUGUUCUUUAUGCAUGUCAUGGUUUCUUCAUUCAAACACAUUGCUGAUUCAAUAUUGAGCUUAUAUUGAUAAUUAAUACUGAAGAAAUAUCAUUUUCAUAUAAAUGUGUUAAUAGUAAUGCUCAUAGUAACAGUAACUAAAAGAUAAUUAUUACAUAGUCAUAAUUAUAAUAACAUAACAUAAUUAUUACACAAUUAAAGGAGCUGAGAGCACAAUUAAAUGUCAUCAUUUACUGUUGUGCCAUUCCAAACCUGCAUGACUUUCUUUCUUCUGUGGAGCACAAAAGAAGAUAUUUCAUAACAAUAUCAGUAUUUCUAGUGUGUACAAUGAUAGUCAGUGGGGUCCAAUGUUGCUGUUUUCUGCAAAAUAUCUUUUUUCUGCAAAUGAAAGAAAGUCAUACGAUAUUAGGGUGAGUUGAUGACAGUUUUCGGUUUUAAGUGAAAGAUCCUUUUAAGUGCACAAAUGCCAGAAUAGAUGCUUUGCUAUCAACUAAAAAAAAAAAAAAAAAACAUGUAGAAUUAAAAGAGAGAAAACAAUAGAUUUCACUUGAAAGAGAAACUAAUGUUGCGGUUCUGGAUAACAAGACAGGAAGUGCGUUUUCAGCCUCGUCAGCAGGAGUGGGUUUCUUCACAAGCACUCGUAUGUGUUGAAGGGGAAAUAAGCGUGUGGUGUGAAUGUGUGAGUAUGAGGGGAGUUCCUGCGAGCGUGUAACCACUGUCACCGUGACACCCACAAACCCGUCCCAUCUCUACUUAAUCACCCAUAUCCCACCCGCCAUCCAGAUUACUAUUGACCUGAAUCAUUUAAAAGCAAAAGAGGAAGUUUAAAGAGAAAAAAAGACCAUGAUAAAGAGAGGUAUUUAAUUACUGAUUUGCAUGUGCAACGUGCAUGCCACUAUGUGGGUUAACAAGUCAACUUCAGGAAUUAUAAAAUAUAAAAAGAAAUAUAAAGAAAAAGAGUAUAUAUGUAUAAAUAUAUAAAUAUAGUUAGAUGUUUUUAUGAGCAAUGUGUUCCUUUUUUCUUCUAUUUUUAAAAAUGAAAAAGACAAAAAAGAGGGGAAAAAAUUAUAUUAAUACAGGGAACAUGAUAAAACUCAGAAUGUUUGUUUGUUUCUAUUGCCAACUGUUCUCUGAGAAUCGUGGGUAAGGUGAGCACACAACAUGCUGUGGAAAUGUAUUACAGAAUUUAAAAAAAAGCAAAAAAAAGAAAGAAAUUCUAAGUAUGAGGGACUGCACAUCACUCUGAUUUAAGAAGAAAUCCAAAACCCUUUUGCUGAUGUUGAGCUCUGAAAGAGGCUGCCUGAACCUGGUGAUGUUACACAUUAAUUCUGGCUAUGAAAAAUCCCCCUUUUUUCUCUCUCUUCCUCUGUCUCUCUAUCUCUCUGAUAUUUCUACCAGUGCAUUUUGUAAUUCCGAACAGAACUCUUCCUAAAGAACCUGAAUAAAAACCAGAGAGAAUGCAUUCUAAA
Cyprinus carpio (common carp) is the source of this 14256-nucleotide messenger RNA. Its product is annotated as voltage-dependent P/Q-type calcium channel subunit alpha-1A-like. The record is from RefSeq and is a predicted model, not a curated record. Gene Ontology annotation, biological process: calcium ion import across plasma membrane; chemical synaptic transmission. NCBI's taxonomy places the organism in Eukaryota, Metazoa, Chordata, Actinopteri, Cypriniformes, Cyprinidae. Gene Ontology annotation, cellular component: membrane; neuronal cell body; voltage-gated calcium channel complex. Gene Ontology annotation, molecular function: high voltage-gated calcium channel activity.